ACAUAGCACACUUUUUUACUGUAAUGUUGAUAUGAAUUUGAAAAUGUGAAUGAAUGCUUUUAUUGAUUUGAAUUUGAUUAUGUGACAGAAAGAGGAAUGUUGGAAAUUUUGGAGGAGUUACUAGAGAGUGGAGUGACAAGUGGUGAUUUGGGUUUGCAACAGAACGUGUGGGUGUCUCGCAUGGCCGCACCAUAUCCAUAUGGCAGUAAAUAGAUUAGAGAUACAACAACGCAUGGUCACCACCAAAACCAUGGAUUUGUUGUUGUAGAGGUUGAGAGAGGGAUCGUUUGAUCGAUCUGGUAACGGAUGGCAUCUUCUUCAUCAACAACGGCAGUUAGGUCAUGGAGGACGGCGUUUCUGACGCUCAGAGACGAAACCCUAACAAGUCAUAGUCCUCACGCCAGAGGAGGCGCCUCCUCCUCCUCCAUUCACCAACUCCUUCAUCAUCUCAUCUUCUCCCAUUCUCAAUCUUUCAUCUCCGCCGCUCCCCAACUUCCUCCUCACGAGGUUACCUCCGACCUCUUGUUUCUGCUGGAAUUGGUGAAUGCUCACGCCCCACCCGAUGAUAUCACUGAUACCUUUACUCUUACUUCACACUUGAUUCAUGAUGUCUGUCUUCGUGUUUCCUUUGACCUUAAUCCAUCUUCUUGGACUCUCAUACUUGACUCCUUUACAAAGAUGCUCCAAUAUCUCAUUCACACUAAUGCUGCUUCAGUUGCUUCCAUCAUCGAAUGCCUCCACACCAUUAAACGUCUUACUAGUCUAUAUCAUAGAAAAUGUUCACCAUCUGAAGAUACCCAGCUGGUGAAAUUCCUUCUCAGUGUCAUUUCGCGCUCUCAUACGGAAUUACUUUGCUCGUCUAAUUCUAUCAAAAACCAAAGACGUGCUGCUGACAAAGGAAAGAAAAUGCCCAGAUACAGCAGUUUGUGGGAAGUCCAGACUCUUGCUUUCGCUAUGCUUGGUGAUACUGUCUCAAGCGAUGGAUCAUCCAUUCCAGUUGAUAUUUGGAAAUUGAUUAUUGAGGUUUUUAGGAAAGUGAUGGAUUUCCUGGCAUCUAAGAGCUUGCUCGUGGGAGACACUGUUAUGUCCAGGUUUUAUGCAUCUCUCUUGCAUUGUCUGCAUUUGGUACUCAAGGAUCCUAAAGGUUCCCUUUCUGACCAUGUGACAGGUUUUGUAGCGGCACUACGAAUGUUCUUUACUUAUGGCCUUGAAAGUAGAACACAAAUUACAUAUCCAGCUCCUGGUAACCAGGAGAAGGAGCUCCGUAUAAUGAGUAAGUCAAGCUUUGAUGAACCUAAAAAAGUAGAGCAUAGUCCAUAUCGGCCUCCACACUUGCGCAAAAAGGACACUUCAUAUAUGAGGCAGAAGAAAUCUCAAAAUUCUCAAAGUUCUUCAGAUCAUGAAUCUUCUACAGUUGAUUUCACAUCAUCAGAUUCAGAUUACAGUGACAGUGAUGGAUCAGUUAAAGAAAGUGAGACUGUUUGGCACUCUAAGGUUAGAGUAGCUGCCAUCAUUUGUAUUCAGGAUCUCUGUCAAGUUGAUUCCAAAUCAUUUACAACCCAAUGGACUCUGCUUUUGCCGACCAGUGAUGUACUGCAACUUAGGAAGUUUGAAGCGACUUUAAUGACAUGUUUGCUAUAUGAUCCUUAUUUAAAGGCUCGGAUUGCUUCAGCCUCAGCUCUGGCAGUCAUGUUGGAUGGGCCUUCUACCAUUUUUCUGCAGGUAGCAGAAUACAAAGAAUCUUCCAAAUAUGGAUCUUUUAUGGCACUUUCAAGUUCCCUCGGACAGAUACUAAUGCAACUACAUGCAGGGAUUCUGUACUUAAUCCAGCGCGAAACUCAUAGUAGAUUGCUGGCGUCCUUAUUCAAGAUUCUCAUGCUUUUAGUAUCAUCCACACCAUAUUCAAGAAUGCCUGGAGAGUUGUUGCCAACAGUUAUUACAUCUCUUCAGACUAGGAUCAAUGAAGGGUUUUCAUUCAAAAGUGAUCAGACUGGCCUUCUGGCUGCUGCUGUUAGUUGCUUGACUGCAGCGCUGUCUACUUCACCUUCCUUACAAGUCAGAGAAAUGCUUUUAGAAGAGAUAUCUACAGGUUUCCUUGAGGCUGAAAAGAAGUCAGGUGUUCUUUUUGCAAUAUUUCAAUACUCAGAACAACUAACCAGCCCAAAUAUAUGCUUUGAGGCUCUCCAGGCACUUAGAGCUGUGUCACACAAUUACCCAAACAUUAUGUUUGCAUGUUGGGAACGAGUUUCCACCGUUGUUUAUGGCUUCUUCAUGGUAGCAACUCCUGAAGUACCUGCAAGGCCAUGGAAGGGAAACGCUGGAGACAUUGUUGGGGUUAUUGGGGAAAAAGUCCUUACAGCUGCGGUCAAGGUUUUGGAUGAAUGUCUUCGUGCAAUAUCUGGAUUUAAAGGAACUGAGGAUCUUUUUGAUGAUAAAGUUACCCCAUUUACAUCUGACUGCAUAAGGAUGAAGAAAGUAUCGUCAGCCCCAUCUUAUGAACUAAAUGGCACAGAAGCUACCAAAAAUGAAUCUGAAGCGUGUCAGACAGGCACUGAGCAGUGGUGUGAGGCAAUUGAUAAGCAUAUGCCUCUAACUUUAUGGCAUACUUCUGCAAUGGUGAGAGCAGCAUCAGUUACAUGUUUUGCGGGUAUAACAUCUUCUGUUUUCUUUUCCCUCAUGGAGGAGAAACAAGAUUUCAUUCUUUCUUCUUUAAUUAAGGCUUCUGUAAAUGAUGAGAUGCCUUCAGUUAGGUCUGCUGCUUGUCGAGCCAUUGGUGUCAUCUCAUGUUUUCCUCAAGUUUCUCAGAGUGCAGAGAUCCUUGCCAAGUUUAUCCCUGCUGUUGAGAUUAACACUCGUGAUCCCUUGGUCUCGGUAAGAAUAACAGCCUCUUGGGCUUUGGCCAACAUAUGUGAUUCAAUCCGCCACUGUGUUGAUGAUUUUCAAUCAAAACAAUCUAAAGACUCAGAUGCGGACUCUUCAUUAAUUGGGUUAUUAAUUGAGUGUGCUUUGCAUCUUACAAUGGAUGGAGACAAGAUAAAAUCAAAUGCUGUGAGGGCUCUUGGGAAUCUCUCAAGAUUUGUUAAAUAUACAUUUUUGUCUGGUGCUUGUGACAAACCAAUCGACUAUACUGGCCUAUCUCAAAAGACCAGCAGCAAUGAGGUAUGUCCAUCAAGUAGUUAUAUGAAAGGUAGCUACACGUCAAAUUCUCUCCAUCCAGCUUCUAUGGGAGAUCCAUGUCGGCUUGAGAGAAUGGUCCAAGCUUUUAUCUCUUGUGUCACGACUGGGAAUGUUAAGCAGGUCCAGUGGAAUGUUUGUCAUGCAUUGAGCAACCUAUUUCUAAAUGAGACAUUAAGACUUCAAGACAUGGAUUGGGCUCCAUCUGUUUUUAGUAUUCUUCUACUGUUGUUGCGCAAUUCUUCCAACUUUAAGAUCAGGAUACAAGCUGCUGCUGCUUUGGCUGUGCCAGCAUCAAUAUAUGAUUAUGGGAAAUCCCUCCCAGAUGUCAUCCAAGGCCUGGAGCAUAUAGUAGAGAAUCUAGGAUCAGAUCAGAUUUCAGAGCCAUCGAGUUUCAAAUAUAGGGUUGCACUUGAGAAGCAGCUAACCUCAACCAUGUUGCAUGUUCUUAGCCUUGCUUCAAGCACUGAUCAUGAACCUCUGAAAGAUUUUCUUGUGAAAAAAGCUUCAUUUCUUGAGGAGUGGUUUAAGGUGCUAUGCUCUUCACUGGGAGAGACAAGUGAUCAGUCUGAAUUUGAAAAUAUAUAUCUUGGGGACCAAAAGAAAGAGAUGAUAUCCAAAGCACUACGAUCACUGAUUGAAGUAUUCAAAGGCAGGAAGCAUCAUUCAAUGGUUCAGAAACUAGAGAAGUUGGACAGCAGCAUAUGGUAAAUUUUUUUAUUGUCCUUGUCGUACAUUUGGUGGUUUACUUCUGCACUGCAAAUCCCAGCCCCAUGAUUUUGUACCUUACAGAGCCCUGCUGUAAAUGAGGAACACAGAUCCUCUAUAACAUUCCUGAUAAUGGAUGUGUUGGAAGGGUUAGAAUGGGGUGUGUACAGGGCAUCAGUUGCUACCCAGUUACCAUGACAGUUAGCCACGAGCAGCUUGAAGAUCGUAUCACUAACAGGGAAGUUUGGUGGAUGAUUCUUUGUCCAUGACUAGGGUACUGAUUUGGUGGGAAUUGAAUGUGAAUUAAAUGGUAGGGUGGUACUGUUUCUAAAUUAUGGUCUGAUAUAGUGAAUCCUGUACAGGGCAUCAAUUGAUGAAUUCAAAUUAAAGGUUUAUGUCAGCCAUUUUCGUUCUCCAA
Molecule: messenger RNA, 4300 nt
Organism: Quercus robur (English oak)
Lineage: Eukaryota; Viridiplantae; Streptophyta; Magnoliopsida; Fagales; Fagaceae
Exons: 27
Coding region: 307-3885 (1192 amino acids)
Molecular function (GO): protein binding
Source: RefSeq, a predicted model, not a curated record